AUGACCCAAAAGAUCGAGUCGGAGCACGUCAUCCGGCUUUCCAUGGACGGCCGCCUACAAGCUGCUGCUGCUCAAGUGGCUGCAUAUCGAGGUCGUCCCUUGCACCUCCCACGUGCUGGACUUGCUGACGGGGGACAUCGGCAAGCUAAAGAGGGCGCAGGCACUGGUCGACCAAGCAAAAGAUAUGACCACGUUCCCUCGCAUCCACCAGUGGGCGCACGCUUUUCCUGUGGAGUCCCGGGUUGCACGGCGGGAAGACGCUGUAGGCAUUGCGACCAACGGCUUACACGGAUGGUGGUGCACGACGAUUCAAAGGCGAGGGGGAAGAAGGCGGCAGAAGAGCAGUUCGAGGGGUGGAUGAUGGAGGGGAUAUGGUGGAAGAAGGUGGAUAUCUUUUGUAAAGGUCGUGGAGCUGCUGCCCCUCAUGGUGAUGAAGAGGACAGAUUCGGCGGCAAAGGGGCUGAUAGGAGUGAUCUACAACAUCAUGCUACAGCUGACGGAGGAGUUGACGACGCCGUUGGAGGGCGAGGAGUGACGCUUGAGCGAGGAGGAGAAGGAGGUAAUACAGGAUCCCUUGAGGACUCGUUUGGAUAA
Molecule: messenger RNA, 594 nt
Organism: Closterium sp. NIES-65
Lineage: Eukaryota; Viridiplantae; Streptophyta; Zygnematophyceae; Desmidiales; Closteriaceae
Source: the annotation of a GenBank genome assembly